Messenger RNA from Hordeum vulgare subsp. vulgare (domesticated barley), 1690 nucleotides. Its product is annotated as ankyrin repeat and SOCS box protein 11-like. The transcript is spliced from 12 exons. The coding region runs from base 113 to 1423 and encodes 436 amino acids. Lineage: Eukaryota; Viridiplantae; Streptophyta; Magnoliopsida; Poales; Poaceae. Gene Ontology annotation, molecular function: protein binding. The record is from RefSeq and is a predicted model, not a curated record.
GCUUGCAUUGCGAUCCAGUUCACCAUUCAAAAGAAAAAGAAAAAAUCUCGCUCGCAAUUAGCCAAGCCUUCUUCCGGAAGCCUCCCUGCUGCGAGCUCCAGACGGAGGGGCCAUGGCUGCGCCGUUCGUCUACACCGGCAGCUCCGGCGGCCGCACCAGUCAGGACGCGGCCAUGCGAGCGGCGUUCGACGGCAACCUCCGGCGUCUCAGAGGUACUGUAAAGAGUCUCGACGACCCAAGGGUGAUCUUCUCUUUCGACAACGGUGGCCUUGGUGUGCUGCACAUCGCAGCCGCCGGAGGGCAUCUUGAUGUUUGCAAAUACUUGGUGGAGGAACUCGGGGGAGAUGUGAAUGCUCCUGUUCCUGGAGUAGCAGACUUUGCAGGUGUGACACCCUUUAUGUCAUCUGCUCAGUCUGGCGAUGUUUCUACUGUGAAGUAUUUGCUUGAUCAUGGUGGUGAUCUAACAAGAUCAGAUGCUAAAGGACGCACAGUUCUCCACCAUGCGGCAUGUGCAGGAAGCUGUACGGUUACUGAGUUCCUACUCUCAAAAGGAGUGCCUGUUGACAUAGAUUGUGGCCGUGGUACACCACUCCAUCAAGCUGCUACCAACGAACAAGAUAAAACUGUGAAGAUAUUGUUGGAACACCAUGCAGAUCCUAACACCACUGUCAUCGGAUUGGGUACUGCCCUGAUGGGUGCUCUAUUGUACCGUUCUUUGAAGUGCAUGAAGCUGCUGAUUAAGGCUGGUGCUGAUGUCAAUCGAGGGAGCUCACUUCCGAUGACUCCAUUAGUGUUUACUACAGGAUGGGGAGGCUACACCAACUUUGUGAAGUUUCUGUUAAAGGCAGGAGCGGAUCCUAAUAUUCCUGAUGCUUAUGGUAACUUACCAAUAGAGCUUGCUGCUAAACGUGACUGUAUGGAAGAAGUUGAAAUGUUGUUUCCUUUGACUUCCCCAAUACCAACUAUCCCAAACUGGAGUAUAGAUGGAAUCAUCUCGCAUGCAAAAUUAGAAAGUGCAAAGCCACUGGAUGGAAGGCAGCUUGAACAAACAAAAGCUACACUCAGAUCACAUGCGGACCAUUUAUUUAGGCUGAAGGACUAUAAGGUGGCAUCCAAAGCAUAUGGUGUGGCAAUAGAUGUUGCGCCGAGUGCAGCGUUGUACGCGAACAGGAGUCUUUGUAAGCUGCUGUUGGAUGAUGGUGAAGGUGCUCUGUCAGACGCCCUCAGGUGCAGAAUGCUCCGACCUAACUGGGUGAAAGCUUGCUACCGCCAGGCUGCAGCUCACAUGCUACUCAAAGAGUAUAAACAAGCUUGUGAUGCUUUCUUGGACGCUCAAAAGUUGGAUCCUGGAAACACAGAGGUCGAGAGAGAGCUACGGAAGGCCAGAGAAUUAAUGAAAGCACAUGGUGAGGCUGACAAGUGAAGAAUGCUUUGUUAGGGAAACGAUCUUUUGGCUUGGAUUAGAGUAGUUGAUCAACUGAAUGUGAUGCUACUUAUGUGACCAGAAGAAGACUGGUGGUUGAAUUUAUCUUGGCUUGUACUUAACUCUAGAGUCGUUGAGUUUCAAGAGUUCUUACGACUGCCACUUGUUGACUGCAUGCAGAGAGGGCUUGGUGUGAAAAAUGUGCUGUAAAACUCACAUCACAAGUUUUAUUACUGGAUAUAGCACAAAUACCAUAUCUGUUGAAUA